AUGUCAGCUAAAGAAGAUCGCCUCAUCAUCAAUGAGACAAAUCGAAAUCCGGAUAAUGCUGGCGCAUUGGAUAUUGAUACAAUACAUUUGCUUAAUAAUGAAAAUACUAAUCACGGAGAUGCUGAAUGCGUAGAAAUCUUAACUCCUUCAAAGCAGACAGAAGAUAACAAUUUGGAUGAUGAUUCUGAAUAUUAUCCAUCGAAUGAAUCCGAUUCAGAAUCUUAUGACGAAGGUUUUGAUGCUAAUGACAAUAACACAGAACCAGUUAAUAUUAACAAAUCAAAUAAUUCGAAUACAUCUCUGGAAAUAAAUAAGUCAGUAGAAGUACCAGCAGGAGGAGUGCUUGAUGAUAAAGAUUUGUGCGUUCCAACUUCGUCUAGCAGUAGUAAGGAUAAGAAAACGAAUUGCUGUUUUUUUUGUAAAAAAUUACAGACAAAAAUUGCACGUCAUUUGGAGACUGUCCAUUCCAAUGAAUCUGAAGUUAAAAAGUUCAGUUUACUACCAAAAAAAUGUGUUGAACGGUUAAAAAUAAUAGAUACCAUUAGACGCAAAGGAAACUUUCAAUAUAACGUUGAUAGUAACAUAAGCAAAGGCGAUUUAAUCGUUUGUCGAAGACCACAGGCAUCAAAAAAUAGGAGCAGUACAGAUUAUUUACCCUGUGCAAAAUGUCAUGGCUUUUUUUCCAAGAUCUCGAUUCGCAAUCAUUUUUACCGAUGUACUGGCCGUAAUAGUAAACAUAAUAAAGCUGUAUCUGUUUUGGGACGUGCAAUUUUAGGUAGAAUACACAACGUAGCUUGUAAAAAGUUACGAUCUGUAAUAUUUCCUGUCUUGAGAGAAGACGAUGUAUGUCGUGUAAUAAGAUACGACAAACUUAUUAUUUUAUACGGUAAUAAAUUAUGCGUCAAGUAUAAACUUCAGCAUCAAAACGAUAUGAUCCGCAGUUAUUUAAGAUUAUUAGGACGUUUUAUGUUAACUAUUAAAGAAAGAAACAAAAAUGUAACUGAUCUUGAAUCCGUAUAUUGUCCACAAUUAUAUGAUGAUGUCAUUAGAGCGGUUAAUAUAGUAGCGGGUUUAGAUGAAAAUAUUGGUAUCUAUUCAAAACCUACUACAGCAGCUAAUUUAGGAACAUUAUUAAAAAAAGUUGGUAACUUACUUAUUAUGGAAUGUAUAAAAAAUCAAGAUCAUGAAAAAAAAGCUAUGGUUAAAGACUUUUUAGAUUUAUUGAUACAUGAUGAAGAUUAUGGUACCAGUGUUAAUAAAACGGUUAUGGAAACACGUUUGCAACAUGAAAGACAAAAAAAUGAUGAUCUUCCAUCAUUGAAUGAUAUAGCUAAGUUAUACAUGUAUUUAAAAUACAAACGACAGGAAGCGUUUAAUGACUUAAGAAAAGAAUACACAUAUAAUACUUGGAAGAUAUUGGCUGAAUGUACAUUAACUUCAGUUCAGUUAUUCAACCGGAGACGAGCAGGUGAAAUUGAACGCACGCAUAUAGUAGAUUUUGAACAAUACAGAGGUAUUGAUCCGCAUACAUCUGAUAGUCUCUUUAAAAAGAUUUCAUCACGGGCCAAAAAUGCAGCAAAGAAAUACGUACGAUUUGUUAUUAGAGGAAAACUUGGUCGCUCCGUACCUGUCCUAUUAAACUCAGAUUUAUUGGAAUGUAUAAAAACAAUACUAGAAUUUCGUGAUCGCGCUAAAGUUCCUGCAGGAAAUCCAUAUGUUUUUGGUAUGCCAAGCUACAAUUUAAAACAAUUUAAGUAUUUGAGAGCUUGCAUUCUAAUGAGAAAAUUUUCUGAGGAGUGCAACGCAGAAGUUGCACAUUUAUUAAGAGGUACUAAACUAAGGAAGCACGUAGCUACAUUUUGUGCAGGCAUGGAGCUUGCUGAUACUGAAAUAUCUGAUCUUGCAAACUUUAUGGGACACGCAGAAAAAAUACACAAAGAAGUAUACAGGCAGCCUAUUAUUAGUCGUGAUAUUUUAAAUAUAACACAGCAUUUGGAAGCAGCUCAUGGACAUAAUACAUCUCAAGAUUCAGAAGAAGAUUCUAGUGAUUCUAAUAAUGGAUACAGUAGCAAUAACGAUACAGAAGGCAAUAAAGAAGGAAAUAAUAAAACUAUAACUGAAGAAACAAAUGAUAGUAACUCAUUUAUUGAAUACCAAUUAGAAAAUAUAGACAAACCAAAAACCAAAAGACGUUCCAUAUUUACACAAGCGGUCAUUAAUGCCUUCCCUAAAGAGGUUAGGCGCGUUCCAGACAUACGCAUCGCAUCUAGGUGUUUAUCACAUAUGAUUGUUAAAUCUAACCAAUCUGGCAAGUCAGAUUUAACAAUCAUGUGUGAUGAACAUCUAGAUGCGAUGCGUGUGUCUGGAACGCGCCUAAUCUCCUCAGGGAAGGCAUUAAUGACCGCUUGUGUACAAUACACAUGGAUCUUGAAGGGUGACACCGUUUUGGACACAGCACGAUUGGACAAUACUACUCAGAGUGUUUGA
Messenger RNA from Solenopsis invicta (red fire ant), 2487 nucleotides. RefSeq lists its product as uncharacterized. Bases 1 to 2487 code for a protein of 828 amino acids. The transcript is spliced from 5 exons. The record is from RefSeq and is a predicted model, not a curated record. Lineage: Eukaryota; Metazoa; Arthropoda; Insecta; Hymenoptera; Formicidae.